Acaulospora morrowiae is the source of this 1440-nucleotide messenger RNA. Lineage: Eukaryota; Fungi; Glomeromycota; Glomeromycetes; Diversisporales; Acaulosporaceae. The record is from the annotation of a GenBank genome assembly.
AUGCUUCUUACCUUGCAAGAUGCCAUCUGGCCUCUUCUGAUUAUUGGAUUUUUCCACGUAGCAAGAUACGUCUACAAUGUCAUCCAUCUUGCUUACAUCGGUCCACUUUGCAAAAUUCCUGGACCAAAGCUUUAUUUUUUGUCAAGAAAAUUGGCUUCGAGUAAACAAGCAAAAGGAAUGAGAUGGAAGUGGAUACAAUAUGAAUUGUUCCCAAAGUAUGGACCGUUUGUUCGUAUCGCGCCCAGAGCUGUUUUGAUUGCAGACAAGGAUGCUAUAAAACAGAUUUUGGUGACCAACGAAUUACCCAAAAAUGAUAAAUAUUUGCAACUAGAACUUAACUCGACAACUCUGUUAACAGCCAGGACAUGGCAUAAACAACGCCGCAGGAUGCUUUCUCCGGCAUUUUCGAUCAAAUACUUGACAUCUAUUGAACCACUAAUUCAUUCGGUCUUUGAAGAUUUAAUAGAAAAGAUGGAACAAUCAAUUGCGUCGGUUGGAAACUUGGAUUGUGCCGUCAUAAAUUUUGUUAAAAUAAUUCAGGCGUGUACUAUGGACAUUAUUGGCGAAACGGCAUUCGGUAGUUCUUUUAAGACUAUAAUGAACGGAGACCAUUUGCUGACGCAAAAGGUCUUUGAGGAAAGGCGUAGGAGGAAUCUGGUCGGAAUGUUUCCGAUAUUGAAAUACUUCAUGAAACUAGAUCCCUAUGUCGAAAAUUUUGCAAAUAAUUUAAUGGAAGGUCGUCGAAACGGAUCCAGGCGACAAGAUUUAUUACAAACUAUCUUAGAUGCUCAGCAUGAAGAUGGAGGGAUGACAGAUAUUGAAAUUUGUGAUCAGAUAAUAGAAUUCAUAUUUGCCGGCAGUGAUACUACAAGUUUUACCACCACAAUGGUGUUUGCUAUGUUAGUUGAGAAUCCAGAGGUUAUGAAAAAGCUUACUGAAGAACUAGACGAAGCGUUGAAAGACGAUGAGUCUGGAAAAUUUCCAUCACACGGAAAGUUAAAAGACCUAACAUACUUAAAUUGCGUGGUAAACGAAACCUUGAGGCUUCAUCCAAUUAGUCACGAUGCUGGUCCAGGAAAAGUAACCACAGAAGACACAGUCCUUGGCGGAUAUUUAAUUCCUAAAGGGACAAUGUUGGGUGCAAAUAUAUUUCAACUACACCAUUCCGCAAAAUAUUGGGGCGAAGAUGUCAACGAAUUUAAACCGGAACGUUGGUUAAAUCCCGAUAAAAUUCCGAAAGACUGCUUCAUCCCUUUCUCGGCUGGCACUCGCAAUUGCAUUGGAAACAAUUUUGCCCUGAUGGUGAUACGCUUGUUGGUAUCUACAUUGUUGGCGAGGUAUCGACUUGAAGAAAUUCCAGGUCAGGAUAAAGACGUGGUACAAUUCUUUACGCCAAAUUUUAAAACCAAGCGUUAUGAUAUUAAAGUUUGGAAGAGAUAA